Messenger RNA from Vitrella brassicaformis, 1467 nucleotides. NCBI's taxonomy places the organism in Eukaryota, Vitrellaceae. The record is from the annotation of a GenBank genome assembly.
CAAAGAUGGCGAGUCGGCGGGAGCGUCAAUGGGGAGAGCUUUACAAGAAGUCUGAGUGGAGAGAUCUGCAACGAGAGCACCCGAGCGAUGAGCCCCGAGAGGGAGAGAGUCUCUCUGAUCUCCUCUCCCUGAUCUCACCCACUGCUGUCUUGUUCCUCAUCUGCAUCGCCAGGUAUCACAAUACGCACCGCUUUCUUCUGUGCAGCUUCGGUCAGUGGACCUUAGCAACUGAGGCCUAUCUGCGCUCACGCUGCCUCCCUGUGGCAUUUGCGGCGAGAGCUUAAGGGGGCUGGGCUCUCGAACAGUUCGAGCGGAGACUCUCCACGCGAUGGCACAGCUCUCCACGUGUGCUGCGCUGCUGAUGAUGACUGUCAGCUUGACGUGUGUUGGCGCAGAGGGACAGCAGGUGCACCACACACGGAGGUCAUCAAUCCAUUCCUUCGAUACUCUGGUGUGCAUGGCUGUCUUGUGUGUCCAGGUCCGUCUGCGUCGUGUGCAGGUGUCCCCUCCUGAGAACACGUCGCUGUCUGCGUCAGAGUAUGAGGCGCUGCUCGACUUGAUGGGCAGUGACAAUGGCACAGAACUCAACUCGCUGUACCGGUAGGCAAUCACACACACACACACGCACACACACACACAGAGAGAGAGAGAGAGAGAGAGAUCUGCGUGUGUGUAUGUGUGUGUGUCGUAGGACGUCUGUGGACGGCACCACUUACAAUGACCUGCUGGACAGUGUGGGCGACGCAGAGCCUCUCGUGUUUGUCAUCAGAAAGGGCAAGUACGUCUUCGGCGUCUUCAUCAAUUGUGGUCUGGAGCUGCCCGACGACCCGACCGACUGGCAUAAGUACGACUGUGAUGUCUGGUAUUUCUCGCUGGCCGGCCACUUCCCCAAGCCCACCAAGAUCGACAUCGACGAAGGGGAUCACUUUGUGGUGGUGUCGGGGAGGGAGGGGAGUCUGUCUGGCUGGGCGAAUGCGGAGAUCGGUGGGCGGCUUUAUUUGGGAUUCCGGCCUUACAUCCGCAGCUGCAUGCAGGUCACCGAUAGCCGUUAUCUGCCUGCGGGCUAUACGGGGGAGAGGAACGAAUAUGGCGGUGCUUAUCUGGGCGGGUCGUAUGACUUCAUAGCGGAUGAGAUAGAGGUGCUUCACGUGGUGGGGAAUAGCAGAUGAGGAAGGGGGGAUGUUUCGAUUUGGCGUGCGAUGAGAUGAGUGCUUUGUGGAGGUUCGAUUGGCUUUUGUGUGCCUCACAUAAACACACCUAGUGCAUGCUGCAUGUGGUGUAACAGAGGAGAUUAGACGAUUUGGGGAGAAAUGCAGUUACUUCUUUGUUCAAGUCGCCGCAUUUGGUGUGUGUGGAUAUAAUGGGAUGCACUGGCUGGCUGAAUGGAUGGACGGCACCACAAGAGGGUGUGCACAUCAAUCCCCUUUGUCCGUCAAUGGACUCGCCGUGCAAAGCUUGUCACAUGUG